This is a messenger RNA of Penicillium atrosanguineum, 1389 nucleotides long. RefSeq lists its product as uncharacterized. NCBI's taxonomy places the organism in Eukaryota, Fungi, Ascomycota, Eurotiomycetes, Eurotiales, Aspergillaceae. The record is from RefSeq and is a predicted model, not a curated record. The coding region runs from base 1 to 1389 and encodes 462 amino acids. The transcript is spliced from 5 exons.
AUGGGCCCGUAUGUGCCCCCGGGCCAGUCACCUCCUUUCGAGGUAGUGGAUGAAUACCAUCAUGGCGCGUGGAUAAUCAUCACCGCUGCGCUGGGGCUCGUCGUCUCACUGGCCUGCUUCCUGAUCAGGCUCUAUGUGCGACUCAUGCUGAUUCCGCCCUUCGCGAGGGAUGAUUUCGUGUUAUUGGGAGCUACGAUUAUGGCGAUCGUACAGUCCUCACUAAUAUUCUACGCAUGCUCGCGCGGUUUUGGUACAUCCAUUACUUUGCUAGACGAUAGCCGCCUUAACCAGAUCCAGGCAUUAAUUGCAACAAGCGAUAUCUUCGCCCUGAUCAUUAUCUACCUUUCAAAAUGCUGCGUUCUCGCUAUCUACCUCCGUCUUACACCCCAGAAGCCACAUAACAGAGCCUCGUGGGCAACGUUAGCGCUUUGCACGGCGUGGUUAAUUCCGGCUGUUUUCAUCUUGUUGGUCAAUUGUGAGCUGAACAAACCGUGGCGGUCACAGGGUGGACAGUGUUUGAAUCUGUUCAAACGCUGGCAAUUCAUCGCAGCAGUCAACGUGAUAACCGAACUUUUAAUAUUCCUUCUGGCGGUCAUCCUCCUAAAAGGCCUUUUCAUGUCGAUGAAACGCAAACUAGCCAUCGGCUUCGCAUUUAUAUUUCGAUUCCCUCUGAUAAUAUUCACCCUCCUCCACAUCUCGACUCUCCACUCUGCUCUUGCCGAGACUGACGUAACCCUCGCCGCCGUCGAACCCACCCUCUGGCUCCAAGUCGAAGUACACUACGCUCUGGUCGCGUGCAGCGUCUUCUGUCUCCGUCCGUUCAUGGCAGCAGUGAGUACAAAUUAUGGAACAGCCGGGGAUUCGAAUUUGGAAAGUAGUGUAUCUGCGUCGCGGAGUAAGUCGAAAUCUGGGUCGGGAUCGGGAUCUGGAUCUGGGAGUCGCAGUAGGAGUUUAUGUCGGGUUCAGAGGAAGAGGGCUGGGACGGAACGGGAUACUAGGGGUUUGAAGUCGGCUUCGAAGGAGAAGUUGUGUGAAGGGAUUGUGAAGAGUGAUCAGGGGAAUGGGGGGAAGAUGAGGGAGAAGGGAGUGCCGAUGCGGAGUUCUAUGUUUCCGAUUGGGGAGCCCGGGAAGAGCUUUACGCGCUUGGAUAAGGCGAAGGGUGGGCGUGGACUGGGGUCAGGCUCGCGAGAGGACAUAGAUGCGAUUGAGCUUAUGCCUCAGACGAAAAGGCAUAGUCGGAUGGUGAGUGACGGGAUAGAGGAGGAUGCAGACGCAAUGGUCAUCAGGAAGGAGGUCCAGUAUUCAGUUCAGUUUGAGUACGACGAGGCGAGAAGGAGGGGCCAGGGGCCUUCGAAGAGGGUAUCGAAUGAUGCCAUGGCUUAUGUGUAG